AGAGAGAGAAAAGAGAAGCGAGAAGGAACGUAAUGGGUCGUGUCGAGGAGGUCCCAGCAACAACAAUGGCGACGAAGAAGAGAAAGAAGGGACGUCCUUCUCUUUUAGAUAUUCAAAAGCGUACUCUCAGACAACAGCAGCAUCAACAACUACUGCAACGGAGCCCUAAUUCGAAAAACCCUAAUGUCUCUUUCGAUUCGAUUGAGAGUAGGAACCGCCGAUCCAUCCGCCGAACCCCCAAUCCAGAUGGGAAUUCCUCGGCACUGGAGUUUAUUGGAUGCGAAGAUGAUGGAGAUGAGCGGAAAGAGAAGAAGCAGAAGCCGUUGAUGGGAUUGAACUUGCAGAAUCAUAAUCGAAUUCACGGUGCCUAUGGGUCGAAUUCAGACAUGGAUGGCGAGAAUCUCGAGGAGGAUCAUAAGAGGCAAAGGAUCGGCGAUGGUAGUCUCGGAUCUGAUGUAAUGGGUGGAAGGGUUUGGAAAGCGACAGAUACUCUUCAUGGCUCACCUGUGGAGUCUGGCCCCACUACACCUUUGCCAGACAAAAAGUUGUUGGUGUUCAUUCUUGACAGGCUUCAGAAGAAAGACACUUAUGGGGUGUUCUGUGAGCCAGUUGAUCCAGAGGAGCUUCCGGAUUACCAUGACAUUGUUGAUCACCCGAUGGAUUUUUCUACUGUGAGGAAAAAACUAGAUGGGGGAGCUUAUUCCUACUUGGAACAAUUUGAGAAAGACAUUUGCCUGAUCUGUUCCAAUGCAAUGGAGUACAAUGCACCAGAUACCAUUUACUUUCGACAGGCACGAUCCAUCCAGGAGUUGGCUAAGAAAGACUUUGAAAAUUUGAGACAAGAUAGUGAUGAUGGGGAACCGCAGCCCAAAGUUGUCAGGAGGGGUAGGCCUCCAGGCAAGGGCCUGAAAAAGUCACUUGAAAGAUCUCUCUUUGACCGUGUUGGCCCAGACUUUUCUUCAGAUGCAACUCUUGCUUCGGGAGGAGAUAUUACCAGCUGGUCUAAUGGUUAUAAUCUAAGAAAAUCUACUGUAUCUAAGUCCCAGCCUGCUGAUGCAUCAGUCUGGGCCUCUCAUGGAUCUCACAGUGGUGAAAACCAUACUACUGGGUCAUCUGAAUUGGAGAAGGAAUUCCCAGCUUCUGUUGUGAGGGCUGUGAUGAAGUAUGGGAAGAAACAUUUUGCCGUGGAUGAGAAUAAGCGUGACACCUAUAAGCAGCCAGUGGCUUCUGAGCCAUCUGUUUGGACUACCUUUGAAGGAGAACUGGAUCAACUAGUGCCUGUAGGUGUAGGUUUGGAGCAUGGUUAUGCCAGAAGUCUAGCUCGAUUUGCGGCGGGUCUUGGGCCUGUUGUAUGGAAAGUUGCCUCAAAAAAAAUUGAGAGGCUUUUGCCUUUCGAACUUGGGUGGGUAGGAGAGGACAAGGCAGAUGAAUGCUUGGCCUUUUUAUCUUCGGAGAAGCAAAAUUCUUUGGACAACUGUGUACGGGAUGACCAUGUUGGUGGACUUCCACCAUCUUGUGGCGCUAACUCUAUUGUUGCAAGUAGAUUCUUUCCGCAGACUCAUCGAGACAUGACAAAAGGCGUGGCAGGACCAAGUUCCCAAGGCGAGUUAAAUUCAUUGGAUGGUGGCCUUAAUGGAAUACAACAUGUAGGUGCUUUCCAGAUUCAACAAAAGCCCGUGAUUCAUUCCAAUAAUGGCUAUAAUCAUUUAUCUGCAACGGGGACACUAAGAACUGGAACACCAACAGAACAAUCCAGUUUUGAGGCCGCAGCAGUGGCUUCUCGUUCAACGUCUGGUAACGAUUUGGCUUCGAGCAAAGCCAAUUUGACUGGUAGUUCUCGUGAAUUAUACUCUGGAAACUCAUCGCCGGCAGGCUCUGGCUUUGCGUUACAAACAGUACCACAUGCAGCAGCUCGUAGGUCUUCGUGGCAGGGAUUGCCACCGUUUGGUAAGCAGGAUGCCCCUCCAUUUCUGGCUGACCUAAAUGCCGGGUUUCUGGCACCAGGUUCACCUGGUACAAAUGUUCCGAUUGGUUCACCACAGCAGCCAGAUUUAGCGUUGCAGCUAUGAUAACAUGGCUGUUCAUUUUUUCUUAUAAGUUGACAUGGUUGAUUCUCACGUUGAAAAUUGGUCAUGGAGACUGUAGCAAUGGAAAGCGUAGGGCAAUUCUCACUGUACAGAUCAAUACAUCAUUUUUCUUUCCUUUGGAGGUUCAAAACCGAAAAAUAUCUCUCUCAAAUUUGUAUUCUUUAGAUUGAGAGAUCCUGAAUUUUUCAUUGGAAUUGUAGAGAACAAUGGCAUAGUGUUUGUAGCACAUUCUUAUCUUCUUGCUGGUACA
Messenger RNA from Tripterygium wilfordii, 2337 nucleotides. RefSeq lists its product as uncharacterized. The record is from RefSeq and is a predicted model, not a curated record. The transcript has 9 exons. Gene Ontology annotation, molecular function: protein binding. Bases 33 to 2069 code for a protein of 678 amino acids. NCBI's taxonomy places the organism in Eukaryota, Viridiplantae, Streptophyta, Magnoliopsida, Celastrales, Celastraceae.